GGCGGUUAGAGGUGCCCAUGGCUUCGCUGAGCGACGCCCGCAGGGGCGGAGGCUCCCUGGGCUUCCUGGUCCGGCUCCUGGUUCUUUGGCCCCACCUCAGGGAGACCAUGGCAGGUGAGGGUGCCAGACCCAAGGGGAAUUGUGCAAUGAGCCAGGGCAACCCCAGAGGCAUCAUCAGCUUCAGGGCACCUGAAAUCCCUGCAGGUUCCAGUACCCACCGUUGCUCCUGUGCCACCCACACCCGCAGGGAAGGAGACGUGGGGUCCAGCCAGACCCCCGUAUUGGAAGGGCUGCCCCCUCUAGGAGCCUGUGGCCAUCGGAUUUUGGGGAUAAUUGCUGGAAAGCCUGCCCCAGAAAGAAAGUGGCCCUGGCAGGUCAGCCUGCAGUUCAACGAUCGCCACAGAUGCCGAGGUUCCCUUAUUGCCCCACAGUGGGUGCUGACGGCAGCUCACUGUGUAGAACAGUAUCUGGUGCGGUGGGCUUGACCUGUGGCUUGGGUUACAGGAGACCGAGCCGUUCACAUCCCACUGCCUGAGCUUUCCUUUCUUUACCUGAUAAUGAAGCCAUAGCUCCUAAUGUGUGUUCACUGUGAGUGAAACAUGAGUCUUGCAUUUGUGACAAGAUUCCGGGUGCUACUCUGUGGUCCUGGGACCUCACUGGGAGAAUCACUGACUCCAGUGGUUAGGGGUGAGGAGGGGAUGUGGUUUACAGGGAGAAAAAGGCUGAUGGCUGGUAUAGGAGAUGGGAACAGUCUGGGAAGAACCUGGAAGGGGUGGAGGGGCGUGUUGACCCUUCAACAUCUCUGUGAGGGCAUAUUGUCU
Messenger RNA from Odocoileus virginianus texanus, 821 nucleotides. Lineage: Eukaryota; Metazoa; Chordata; Mammalia; Artiodactyla; Cervidae. The record is from RefSeq and is a predicted model, not a curated record.